Vitis riparia (riverbank grape) is the source of this 1514-nucleotide messenger RNA. Its product is annotated as zeatin O-glucosyltransferase-like. Gene Ontology annotation, molecular function: UDP-glycosyltransferase activity. Bases 1 to 1446 code for a protein of 481 amino acids. The record is from RefSeq and is a predicted model, not a curated record. NCBI's taxonomy places the organism in Eukaryota, Viridiplantae, Streptophyta, Magnoliopsida, Vitales, Vitaceae. The transcript has a single exon.
AUGGGUGAAGAUCAAAAUCAGCAAAACCAUGAGGAAAAUGGGGUGAAAGAAGCCCCCCAUGUGGCUGUGGUGAUGGUGCCAUUUCCAGCGCAAGGCCAUCUCAACCAACUUCUGCAACUCUCUCGCAUCAUCUCUUCCUACAACAUACCAGUCCACUAUGUGGGCUCUGCCACCCACAUCAACCAAGCCAAGCUCAGACUCCAGGGUUGGGACCCUCUUCUGGAGCCUAAUUUUCAUUUUCAUGACUUCCCAACUCCUCACUUUCACUCUCCUCCUCCUGAUCCUGAUGCCUCUGUGCAAUUUCCUGCUCAUCUGCAGCCAUGUUUUGAGGCAUCUUCAGAGCUUCGUGAGCCUGUUGCUGCGCUCCUACGUGAGCUUUCUCUUACAGUUGACAGGCUCAUUGUGAUUAAUGACUCCCUCAUGGGUUCUGUGGUUCAGGAUUUUGUGGGUAUUGGUAAUGCUGAGUCCUACACUUUUCACAGUGUCUCCGUUUUCUCCAUUUUCUUCUUCUUCUGGGAAAGUCUGGGAAGACCUGCGCUGGAGGGGGUCAAAAUUCCAGAGGAUGUUCCAUCUCUGGACGGCUGCUUCACAUUGGAGUUCUUCAAAUUUUUGGUUUUCCAGCAUGAGUUUAAGAAGCUCAGCUCUGGGAACCUCUACUACACAUCCAAGUUGAUAGAGGGCCCCUAUGUGGAUAUGCUGGGUGAAGAGGAGAUUGAUGGUGUGAAAAAGAAGGGAUGGGCAUUAGGGCCACUCAACCCGGUGACCACAUACAGUGACAAAACAUCAAAUCCUGGGGACAAAUGCUUGGAAUGGCUUGACAAACAGGCUCCAAAGUCUGUCCUAUUGGUUUCGUUUGGAACCUCAACUUCACUGACAGAUGAACAGAUCAAGGAGCUGGCAAUUGGGUUGGAGCGCAGUGGGCACAAGUUCAUCUGGUUAUUGAGAGAUGCAGAUAAAGGAGAUAUUUUCAGCGGAGAAGCCAGGAGAAGUGAACUUCCAGAAGGGUAUGAAGAGAGAAUGAAGGAGACAGGAAUGGGGGUGGUGGUGAGAGAGUGGGCGCCCCAACUGGAGAUAAUGGGGCACAGCUCCACGGGUGGAUUGAUGUGCCAUUGUGGAUGGAACUCAUGCCUGGAGAGCAUCAGCAUGGGAGUGCCCAUAGCAGCAUGGCCCAUGCACUCGGAUCAGCCAAGAAACGCUGCUCUGGUGACACAAGUACUCCAAGUUGGUCUGGCUGUUAAGGAGUGGGCAGAGAGGGAGCAGCUGGUGGCAGCAUCUGCCAUUGAAAAGGCAGUGAGAAGGCUCAUGGCAUCAGAGGAAGGAAACGCUAUGAGGAAGAAAGCACAACAACUAGGGAACUCCCUACAGAGGUCAAUGGAAGAGGGUGGGGUUUCUCGCAAGGAGUUGGAUUGUUUCAUUGCUCACAUCACUAGACAGCUUGGCUUCUGAUGGCGGCAUUUUACAAUGUGAUCAACUCUCACCCUGUAUUAGGCAAGGAGGCCUAAGAAUUUCUCUAA